UGGUGGGAAUUUUUUUAGUGGGAAGCUGUCAUUUAAUUUGCAAACAAGUAAAUUUUCUCUGCGAAAAAAGGUGAAAAAGGCGUUUUUUGCCCAAUUUUCUCGCAUUCCUUGAGUUCCUCGGUGCAUUCACAUCCUUUUACCUAAUCCUACGGACAUCACAGACAAUGGGAAAAAGGAAAACUCACACGUUGAUUGAUUCAGAGACGGAUGACGAUGGAUCUGAUUUGGAUUCGGAAUUCCUUUCAUUGGCAAAGAAGAAGAAAAAACCCGAUAGAUUGGCAUCAGCGAGUCCCCAGCAGAAUAGUUCGGGAUCCGAUUCAGAUUGGGGUAGUGGGAAGAAUGGGCAAACACGCCGGAAGAAGCGAACAAAGAAGAUGUCAAAGAGUUCCUCGGAAUCCGGGGAGGCGAGUGAUUCAGACACCGAUGGGGAUGCAGAGAGGACAGCCCCGCAGCAUCAGGAGCCACCAAUGGGUGGUGGGUCGCAAGAUGACGAUGAGGAGGAUGAAAAGUCCGAAUUGGAAGAGGGGCAGGUGUCAACGGACUCCGAAAGUAGUUCAGCAUCGGAAUUCAAUGAUGGUUACGAUGAUAAUUUAAUGGGAGAUGAGGAGGAUAGGGCACGCCUUGAGGCGUUGUCCGAGAAGGAGCGAGAAACGGAGAUUUUCAAGCGAAUUGAACGUCGUGAUGUGAUGAAGACACGCUGGGAGAUUGAGAAGAAACUGCGGCAGGCAAAGAAGGCGGAACGGGCUAAAGAUCGCAAAACAGAGAAGAAGCCCAAGAAGAAGAAGGAAAAGCCAACAAUUGAGCGUCUACCACCACCAAAACCCAUUGCUCAUCCCCCGCAAAUUGCAUCACCGUCGCCUGAGAAGAGACCCGAGGAAUCCCCGGGGUCGGCUCCGGAAUACUUUGACCCGAAGGAACGUUCCAAGGAGCGCAAAAAGAAUGUCGAGGCGAAUAAGACUGAUGACAAGCGUAGCAAUGCCAUGGCGCUGCUGAAGGCACGUCGUGAGGGGAAGCAGAAGCGCGAAGAGGAGGAAGCCAAGAGGCAAGCUGAACGUGAACGGGAAGAGGAUAAGGAGGAGCUGGAUGGCGUAGCGGGGGGGAAAUCCUCAUCGUCCGUGAAGUUAAAAGCCUCGGACAUCUACAGCGAUGAUUCCGGCAGUGAGAGCGAUGAGAAGCGCUCAGGGAGACGCUCCUCGGAGACACGGAGCUCCGAAUCGGAAUCCGAAGAUGAGCAAAAGGGCUCCUCGUCCGUCCCCAAGAGGCCACAGUACAUCACAAAUCGCGAUGAACUCAACAAAAUUCGUCUGUCGCGCCACAAAAUGGAACGUUUCGUCCAUUUGCCCAUCUUUGAGCGUGUUGUGACAAAUUGUUUCGUGCGCAUCAGCAUUGGGAAUCACAAUGGGAAGCCCGUGUACCGUGUGGCGGAGAUUGUGGGCAUCGUGGAGACGGCAAAAGUCUACCAAUUGGGCAAGAGUCGCACCAAUAAGGGCAUGCGGCUGCGUCAUGGCACACAGGAGCGUGUCUUCCGGUUGGAAUUUAUCUCAAAUCAAGACUUUUCCGAGUCUGAAUUUCAAAAGUGGCGCGAUGUGUGCGCCUGCAGUGACACAGAGCUGCCCACGCUUGAGCUGCAGCAGCAGAAGGUGAAGGAUAUUAAAGAGGCAAUGGCGUAUGAGUACAAGGAGGAGGAUAUUGAGAAGAUAAUUGAGGAGAAAAAUCGUUUCCGGGCCUUCCCAACAAACUACGCUGUGCGAAAGACGCUCCUUAUGAAGCAACGGGAAGAGGCUCAGGGACGCGGGGAUGAUGGUCUCGUGCGUGAGCUAAAUGCACAAAUCCGGGAACUCGAUGAGCGUGCCAAUGAAUUGGAUAAGAAGCGCUCGAGUAGUCUCAGUUCCAUCUCCUACAUCAACAACAGGAAUCGCAAGAGGAAUGUGGAGGAAGCUGAAAAGGCCAUCAUGGAGGAGGUUCGUGCAAAUAAGGGUAUAAAAAUUGAUGAUCCCUUCACGAGACGCUCAACAAAGCCACGAAUGGCUUUCAAGGCCGGUGAACAUGUUGAGGAGGAAUUAGCACCAAUGGUACCGGCUCCACCUCCGCCGGGACGGAAGAAAGUCGAUGAGACGGAGAAGAAGAUGAAUGGACCGAGUGCAGAGAACAAUCUCUAUUCCCUCCAUGAUUUUGAGAUUGAUUUAAAUGUUGACAUGCCAGUGGCGACGACAAAUGUAAUGCCGAAACCAGUGGUGAAGCCCGAAGAGACAGGCCCCAAGAGUAAGAGAUCACUCAAUUUGGAGGAUUACAAGAAGAAGAGGGGCCUAAUAUAAAAAAUAAAAAAUAAGUUAAUCCACAUUUUCGUUCACUCAAUGUUAAAAGGAGCGAAUUUUAUUGUGCGAAGGAUUAAUUUUUUUCGCUUUCCCAAACUUAAUUUAAAAUAAAAUUGCAGAUUAAGGUUUA
Molecule: messenger RNA, 2445 nt
Organism: Lutzomyia longipalpis
Lineage: Eukaryota; Metazoa; Arthropoda; Insecta; Diptera; Psychodidae
Gene: Rtf1
Product: RNA polymerase-associated protein Rtf1
Exons: 4
Coding region: 165-2315 (716 amino acids)
Cellular component (GO): Cdc73/Paf1 complex
Molecular function (GO): RNA polymerase II C-terminal domain phosphoserine binding; DNA binding
Source: RefSeq, a predicted model, not a curated record